GUUGGUGGUCAAAAUGUAAAAAUACUGAAAUAUCAAGACCCUGACCCUCUAUAGUUGACACUUGCAAAUAGUGGUUUUGGAAUUAAUUUCUUUCCCUCUACUAGUCGUCGUCGCCGCCGCCGCCGAUCACAUUUAUCACCGGUCGCAGAGUACUGGCCCGAAAAUUUCCGGUUUCUGAAGAAAUGAAUUUUUUAAACUCAGCAGCAUCCUUAUGCAGGAGAGUGAGUCUGAGGGAACUUAUCACAGAGGUUCCUGCUUACGGUGGCAGUGGCAUCUCCGAUUGUUCUUCGAGUGGGUUGAGUUUGGUGUUGAAGCGUUGGGCUACUAAGAAAACCGCCGGUUCCACCAAGAACGGACGUGACUCUAAACCCAAGAAUCUCGGCGUCAAGAAGUUCGGAGGAGAGAAUGUUAUACCGGGAAACAUAAUAGUCCGUCAACGUGGAACUCGGUUUCAUCCGGGAGACUAUGUCGGGAUCGGGAAGGACCAUACUCUGUUUGCGUUGAAGGAAGGACGAGUCAGGUUCGAGAAAAACAAGAUCACUGGGCGGAAGUGGAUUCAUGUUGAUCCCAAGGGAGGUCAUGUUCUUCACCCUAUCUACAAUAAAGCUGCUGCCGCCAAGUCGACUGGGAUGGAGACAGCUUCGUCUUCCUGAAAAGAGAUUGAUUCAACAAUCUAAAGGUGUCUUCUUUUUGUUAGAUAACAUCUUCUGUUGACUAGAAGAUGGUGGUGGUAUUUUAGAACAGCAAACACUCAAUUCAAUAACACCUGCUGUUUUUGUCUGAAUACUAAUCAUGUGGGUUGUUUACGCCAAGGAACAAGUUCAAUUCGUCAAAAUAUUAUAUCAAAUAUUUUGUUCUCAA
Brassica napus (rape) is the source of this 861-nucleotide messenger RNA. RefSeq names its product 50S ribosomal protein L27-like. Gene Ontology annotation, biological process: translation. The record is from RefSeq and is a predicted model, not a curated record. Gene Ontology annotation, molecular function: structural constituent of ribosome. The transcript is spliced from 4 exons. Gene Ontology annotation, cellular component: ribosome. The coding region runs from base 183 to 653 and encodes 156 amino acids. Lineage: Eukaryota; Viridiplantae; Streptophyta; Magnoliopsida; Brassicales; Brassicaceae.